AUGGCUGUUGAGGAUGUUGAUAAAGCAGAAGUCCACCAUCAUCAGAUGGAGCCACAUGACAAGAUCCCAGAUUUUGAAAAUAGACAAAUCAUCCACCCAUUUGAAGAAAUUAUAUGUAUUCCAGAAGCCAUAGAAAAGCUGCUUGGAAAUCUCAACGAAAACAAGUCAUCAGGACCAGAUGGGAUGCAUCCUAAAGUGUUAAAAGAGCUCAGGAAAAAUAUCAGUGUACCACUUGCAAAUAUAUUUAAUAAAUCUCUUCUAGAAGGAAAAGUACCACAAGCUUGGAAGGAGGCCAAUAUAACAGCAAUUUACAAGAAAGGACCAAAAUCGGACCCAAGUAACUAUAGGCCCAAAAUGGAAGAUAAAGAUCUAGAUGAAUGCCGUUGGUGUGAUUUGGACUCAUUGGAUCCAUCGUCAUUGGACAUUGAAGAUUCUGUUCAACCAGUAAAACAACCCUUGUCUAGUAGUGAAGAUCGAGAUAUUAAUAUUGAUGACUAUGUGCCUGAAGUUGAGGACUCCAGUGGAAACAAGGGAGAUUCACCAGUAAAUAAUACACAGAACGGACCUUGUCGUCUUGAUUCCCAAGUCAUUUAUGUCCGGGAUCCACAGCUAGAGAGAAACCAACUGCAAGGUCAGAACACUCAGCAAGGUCGUUAUGCAGAGGUACAGCCAAAAACACCUACUGAAGAACAAGAUAUUAAUAUUGAUGACUAUGUGCCUGAAGUUGAGGACUCCAGUGGAAACAAGGGAGAUUCACCAGUAAAUAAUACACAGAAUGGACCUUGUCGUCUUGAUUCCCAAGUCAUUUAUGUCCGGGAUCCACAGCUAGAGAGAAACCAACUGCAAGGGCAGAACACUCAGCAAGGUCGUUAUGCAGAGGUACAGCCAAAAACACCUACUGAGGGACAAGUUACAGCAGUAAUAGAAACCAAGGAAGUCGACAGUAUGAUUAAACGGUACGUCAGGACAAGAGAGUACGGUUUUACAGAAGAUGUUAUAGCAGUCCUCACCCAGUACCUCAUGGAUAAUGAGCUUGAGCUUCCAAGUGAAGAGGACUUUAAGUUGAAGUGGCAAACCAUGAGAGGUAGUAAAGGAAUAGAUAUUAAUAUUGAUGACUAUGUGCCUGAAGUUGAGGACUCCAGUGGAAACAAGGGAGAUUCACCAACACAGAAUGGACCUUGUCGUCUUGAUUCCCAAGUCAUUUAUGUCCGGGAUCCACAGCUAGAGAGAAACCAACUGCAAGGGCAGAACACUCAGCAAGGUCGUUAUGCAGAGGUACAGCCAAAAACACCUACUGAGGGACAAGGUUAG
Molecule: messenger RNA, 1311 nt
Organism: Pecten maximus
Lineage: Eukaryota; Metazoa; Mollusca; Bivalvia; Pectinida; Pectinidae
Exons: 11
Coding region: 1-1311 (436 amino acids)
Source: RefSeq, a predicted model, not a curated record